Hylaeus volcanicus is the source of this 1283-nucleotide messenger RNA. RefSeq names its product triosephosphate isomerase A-like. Gene Ontology annotation, molecular function: triose-phosphate isomerase activity. The transcript has 5 exons. Gene Ontology annotation, biological process: glycerol catabolic process; glyceraldehyde-3-phosphate biosynthetic process; glycolytic process. Gene Ontology annotation, cellular component: cytosol. The coding region runs from base 210 to 962 and encodes 250 amino acids. NCBI's taxonomy places the organism in Eukaryota, Metazoa, Arthropoda, Insecta, Hymenoptera, Colletidae. The record is from RefSeq and is a predicted model, not a curated record.
AAAAAAUGCUAGAAAUUCAGCGAUAAAAUAAAAGAAUUGAUGUCAGCAAACGAGAUCUUUUAUACCAAGUCCAAUAGGAAAAAAAAACAAUGUUCUAAUCUCGUGUGUGUAAGGAAGCGUAAAAACUGUCCCAUACUCAUGUGUUAAACUUACGAAGGCACGCUUAUAUUAUCAAACAAAAAAAAACGUUGGCACGAAAAAAAUAAAAAAUGGUGAACGCUCAAAGAAAACCAUGGGUUGGAGGCAACUGGAAAUGUAACGGAACUGAAAAAAGUAAUGGGGCUCUCGUCAAGCUUUUAAAUCAAGCUGAGUGGGAUUCUCAACGUAUAGAUGUUGUUAUAUUUCCGUCUCCUAUUCAUAUGCUUCAAAUUCGUGACACGGUGUGUCAUAAAAUAAAUGUUGGAAGUCAAAACAUUUCACUAACGGGCUUUGGCGCAUAUACGGGUGAAAUGAGCUGUGAAAUGGUGAAAGAUGCUCAAUUGAAAUGGGCUUUGAUUGGACAUUCAGAAAGAAGACAAUACUAUGGCGAAAAAGACAGCGAUGUGGCUAUAAAAUUAAACGCCUGCCACAAAAAUGAUUUAUUUGCGGUUAUAUGCAUAGGUGAAAAUUUACAACAAAGAGAAAGUGGGGAGACUGAAGCUGUAUUAGCGUCUCAACUGAACGUGAUUCUUGAUUGUAAGGAUUGGUCCAAAAUCGUUAUAGCGUACGAACCUGUGUGGGCGAUCGGAACUGGAGUCGUUGCUUCGGUAGAACAAGUUAAAGAUACCCAUGCUUUCAUAAGAAGUUUUCUUCAUGAAAAAAAAGGUAACACUAUCUCGCAAUCGGUUCGAAUUGUUUAUGGGGGAUCUGUAAAUGCGAAAAAUUGCGAAGAAUUAUCGAAAUUACAAGACGUGGAUGGUUUUCUUGUUGGAGGCGCUUCUUUAAAACCGGAAUUUGUACAAAUUGUUAAUUCUGUAAUAUAAAACAGUUGACUUUUUAAACUUUAUUAUUCAAUUUUGUAAAAUGUGUUUUUGUUCUUCUUCGCUCGAACCACCACCCUUAUUCAUGUUUGAAUAAAUGCUUUUUUACAAAACGAACUAUUUAGCACUCUUUUUACCGGUGUGCACUGAUAACAUUCAAAUGACGUACGAAACGGCGAAGUCGGUCCCAACGUAAAAGUACAAGAAAUCGUUUUAAAAGUAUAGUUUCAUGUGUGCUGAUUGUUGUUUGGUUGUAUAGUAUGUUUAAACCUUGUUGAAAAGAGCGAUGUAAAUAAAUGGAAGGGUAAAUGACAUGAUGCGAGA